Macaca mulatta (Rhesus monkey) is the source of this 1748-nucleotide messenger RNA. RefSeq names its product RAB40B, member RAS oncogene family (gene RAB40B). Gene Ontology annotation, molecular function: GTP binding; GTPase activity. Gene Ontology annotation, biological process: intracellular signal transduction. Lineage: Eukaryota; Metazoa; Chordata; Mammalia; Primates; Cercopithecidae. The record is from RefSeq and is a predicted model, not a curated record.
GGGCGGCGGGGCGGGGCCGGCUGCAAGCAAGGACUCGGGGCCCGCGCGGCGCCUCUCGGGGCCCGGCCGCCGCCUCUGCGCGCAGCCCCGCAGGCCGGGCAUGGGUUGGGGCGCCGGGCCGGCACGAUGAGCGCGCUGGGCAGCCCGGUCCGGGCCUACGACUUCCUGCUCAAGUUCCUGCUGGUGGGCGACAGCGACGUGGGCAAGGGCGAGAUCCUGGCGAGCCUGCAGGACGGCGCGGCCGAGUCCCCGUACGGCCACCCGGCGGGCAUCGACUACAAGACGACCACAAUCCUGCUGGACGGGCGGCGGGUGAAGCUGCAGCUCUGGGAUACUUCGGGCCAGGGAAGAUUUUGUACCAUAUUCCGCUCGUACUCUCGGGGUGCACAGGGUGUGAUCCUGGUCUAUGACAUUGCGAACCGCUGGUCUUUCGACGGCAUUGAUCUGAUUAAGGAGAUCGAUGAGCAUGCCCCCGGAGUCCCUAAGAUCCUGGUGGGGAACCGCCUGCACCUGGCGUUCAAGCGGCAGGUCCCCACGGAGCAGGCCCAGGCCUACGCCGAACGCCUGGGCGUGACCUUCUUUGAGGAGCCUUUGUGCAAUUUCAACAUCACGGAGUCGUUCACGGAGCUGGCCAGGAUCGUGCUGCUGCGGCAUGGGAUGGACCGGCUCUGGCGGCCAAGCAAGGUGCUGAGCCUGCAAGACCUGUGCUGCCGGGCGGUUGUGUCCUGCACGCCGGUGCACCUGGUGGACAAGCUCCCGCUCCCCAUUGCCUUAAGAAGCCACCUCAAGUCCUUCUCAAUGGCCAACGGCCUGAAUGCCAGGAUGAUGCACGGCCGUUCCUACUCCCUCACCACCAGCUCCACCCACAAAAGGAGCAGCCUCCGCAAAGUGAAGCUUGUCCGCCCACCCCAGAGCCCACCCAAAAACUGCACCAGAAACAGCUGCAAAAUUUCUUAAGGCAGGCACUAAAAGAACCACGGUGGAAUCUCUCCCAGAGAAACUCGGUGUUACCCCUGGCAGCUGGCGGAUGCAUCUCAGAUUCCGGUUUCUCUCGGCAAACGCUGCUUGCGAAUGUGUGCGAUGCCUUCCGUGUGAUGGAAACACACUACACUGUCGGACUUCGAAUUUCUAUGUGGAUGUGCAUGAAGCUCUUGUUUUCGAUGUGUGUUUAUAAAGGGAAAAUUAGUACUCUGCUCAACUCUUGGUAACAUGAAAUUCUGAAUGUUACUUUAUCAUGAUUGCACUGCAACUUUUUCCUUAAAAUAACUGCUUUUGUAAGAAUGGUGAUAUUGGAGUGAUUAGCGUAAAUUGAAGGGAAUUUGAGAAGCAACGGUAGUGGGAUGAUUUAGAGUCAUCGAUAUCACGAGAGGGGUCUUUUUGUAAACCUCCUUUUUAAUGUCAAAGCACCAAUUUAUAAAACGCUGCAGAUGUAGAGGUUAUGUGCAACGGAUCUGUCCAGUUUGUGUAUGAAAUGGAUUUGAUAAAGUUUUUGCUAGUUAUUUACUACAUUUUGGGAUUAAUAAGUGAUUUAUAUGCAUAUUUUUCUGUAAAUCUACAUUUUUUGUACAAGAUAUUCUACAAGUUAUGAAGCUAAGGGAAGAAAAUGCCAAAGAUACCUCUAGUUACGUUGAACGACGCAGUUUCAACAGGCCAAGGAAGACCUGCUUCAGUAAAAGGAAUGAAGUGAAAACACUUAUUUAAGAAAAUGUUUCUCAACAAUAAAAUGUAUAGUCGUUUCUCUCUUGGUA